UGUUACUCUAGAGAAGUAAGGAAGUUAAUUUUGUUGACGACAAACUGCGUUUUAAUGUUUUCAUACUAUUGUUUGCGUAAUGGUGUUUGUUAUAUUAAAAUGUCGAUGUUAACGAAAUAGAAAAAAAGGAAAAUUUCGAAUCUGUUUCGUUGAACUCACCGCCUGAUGCUAUAAGGUCGUUUUCGAAAGAAAAAAAUCACACGGAUAUGUUUAAAAGUACAACUGGAGGUUAUGUGGCCUCUACAGUGUACUAUUACCCCGAAGAAGAGUACUAUGACUACCAGGACAUGUAUAAUACCACGGACAGCUACAGCCUGGUGGUAUAUGAGUUUGAAAAAGUAACACUCGGAUAUGUUCGACCGAUUUUAGUUCUUUGCACCAUCCUUGCAAACAUUUGUGUAGUUACGUAUUUUCUGACAAGUAAUCGCCGAGGAAGGGCUUCGACUCUGCUCUUCGUAAACAUAGCUAUAUCUGAUACGCUGACAGGAGUGGCAUUGUUACCUAACUCAUUCAGCGUCUACUUGUCCGGCGAACACUUCCUUUCAAAGUUUGAGUGUGAUACUUAUAUGAUUCUGAAAAUGUACUUCGCGCGAGUGUUCCACACAGUUUCAAUCUGGCAGACGGUUUUCCUUGGUGUUCAAAGGUACAUUUGCGUGUGUCAUCCCUUAAAGACCAAACGGAUAUGCACAUUCUGGAAAACGUUCGUCAGCGUUGUUGUUAUGUACGCCCUGGCAUUUAUCAUGCAUAUAUACCAGUUGGUCGAUAAAAAAGCGAAGUUUGACGAAUGUAAAUGGGAGUCUGACUACCCAUGUGAAGACGCUUGUCUGUACAUGUGGAUAUGUAUCACCUUUAUGCACUUCCUACCUGGCAUUGUGCUGCUAACGCUGACGAUCAUUACAAUUCUUGCCUUGAGGAAAGCUCAGAGGCGGGCCUCUACAAUUAUGUCUCACAGGAAAAACAAAACAAGGAAUUCUAAAGAGAAGAUAAUCACGAUAACGGCGUUCUUAAUUGUCGUCUGCUUCUUGAUCCCAGAAAUACCAUACGGUGCAUACAAACUGUACAUAAUGUUGUCUAUCUCAAUCGAAAGUGUUCAAUUACCAGCGGCAAAGCUUAACCAUACCAUGAUAUCCGUUUAUGAAAUUCUCCUUUUAGUCAGCUUUCAUGCCAAUUUCUGGAUCUAUUGCGCUAUGAUGUACGAGUUCCGCCACGCUCUUGUGAGAGUUGUCACUCUCGACAUAUUCAAGCGGGGCUUUGCCAGACAACUCUCUUCCUCCACAUCGUCAAUUCAUACAAACGACGGUUUUCAGUCCUUCGCUUGGAGAUCGAGUUCGAUUUCGAACCGGAAACGAGUCCUCAGUAGGAAUACCAGCGUUCAUUCGAAUACGUCGGAGGAAGUGCUUGAUACGUGUCCGAAACUGACGCUUAACUCCUCAUCGUCAAAGCAUGCAGGAUCACCUGAUUUUCCAACAACACUGUUUACUACUGAUGAUGAACAUAAUGAUGACGUUUUUGUAUAACAAUAAAUAAUGAUCAUACAAA
This is a messenger RNA of Mya arenaria, 1539 nucleotides long. RefSeq names its product sex peptide receptor-like. The transcript has a single exon. The record is from RefSeq and is a predicted model, not a curated record. Gene Ontology annotation, cellular component: membrane. Gene Ontology annotation, biological process: G protein-coupled receptor signaling pathway. Gene Ontology annotation, molecular function: G protein-coupled receptor activity. The coding region runs from base 207 to 1517 and encodes 436 amino acids. Lineage: Eukaryota; Metazoa; Mollusca; Bivalvia; Myida; Myidae.